CAACAUUCAAAGGACGCGAGUGCCACAUCGAAAUACUGUUCACUUAUCCACAACACUCCUUGGAUAAACAGUCUCUACCUCAUAACGAUUGACUUUGGAUCUAUCUUUCAGCCAGUUGACAUUCCAAGAUAUGCAUGAGAACGAUUCAUCACCGCUUCGGAGUCAAAGCUUUCUCGAUCGUGGACUCUCAGGGCAUCCUGGACUUGAUCCAAAAGGUGACAGGAGAACCGGGUCAAAGGACUUUCGAGACUAUCGUAGCGAUACCCAUGGAAGCGGUAUGAUCUCGCUGCCUACAAAGGACAGUAAUGGAUCACAGCCUUUGACAAGACUCUCACGAAACACAUUCUCCAAGGGUUUUGCCGAAUCAGUGAGUUCGAGAACAUCGAUGUCAGAACCACGGUUGAUACGAUCGGCGUUCCCAUCAAAAUCGACCAGGCCGCCACGACAGAGUACGAGAGAACUCACGUACAAUGCCAGUUAUCAACCGGAGCAAUUCGAUACGCCACUCCAUCGAUAUCGAAGGCUGGGUCAACUCUUGAAUGGAACCGGCCAUAUGGUAGCCGGUGGUAUGAACGAAGGAAUAUUUGUCAUUGAAAGAACGGACAACAAGCAGAAAUUCAUCGAGAAACGUCUACCCAUCGAUCGGAAAUCGCAAAGGCGACGGACUCGUGCUGAGAUCGAUGCGCUCACACGACUUCGGCACGCUGGGCCAUGCGAAAAUAUCAACAAGAUCCAUGAAAGCUUUUUUCCAGGGAUGACCAAUUACUCAUGCCUGAUUUUGUCCUUCUGCGAGCUCGGCUCCAUCACCGACUACAUCAGUCGGAAGAUCCUCCAGCAUUUGAAAACGCCGGAGUCAUUCGCUUGGCACGUCCUUGAAAGUGUCAUGUGCGCUCUUGUAUUCUGCCACUACGGCGUCGAUGUAGGGGCUUGGAAAGACCGCAAUGCCGAAUGGACGACUCUCUGUCACCUCGACGUUAAACCGGACAACAUCUGGCUCACAAUGCAAGGCAGCGCAGGAAGCAUGCCACGUGUCGUUCUCGGCGAUUUCGGCUGCUCUGUAUCCCCCGUUGACAUCGAUCGAGGGCUAGCGCACGCAUUGAUGCUUACGCAUGGAACACCACGUUGGCUACCACCCGAAGCGAAAACAAUGUCGAAUGAUGGUCGGGGCCGGUAUGGCAAAGCUACAGAUAUCUGGCAGGCGGGCGGCACCAUACAGACCAUGUGCCGUCUGACAAAGUCUCCUGAACCACAACAAGCUGCUGCGAGACGACCCUGUGGUAGCACACACUAUUCCCGCAAGCUGAACUCCAUUGUUGCUAGCUGUAUGGAGGAAGUCGUGAGCAAGAGACCCAGUGCUGUGGAUUGCUACAGAUGGAUUCAGGAUCAUAAGCCAGAGCUCUGAACUUGACACCCGAGUCCGAUAACAAUGCAUAACGAUAACAAGGCUUAGACGCCUUAGGCGGUGUGGAACAGUAUGGUGCAUACCUCACGAUGGAUGGGUAAGCGAACAGGAAUAUCUAUAAUUAGCUCAUGAUCUUGACGCAUUACAUGAUGCUCCAAGACUAAAUGAUAUCAGCGUGACGGCCGCAGCAGCAUGCGCCAAUCGAAC
Molecule: messenger RNA, 1609 nt
Organism: Dissoconium aciculare CBS 342.82
Lineage: Eukaryota; Fungi; Ascomycota; Dothideomycetes; Mycosphaerellales; Dissoconiaceae
Product: kinase-like protein
Exons: 1
Coding region: 131-1402 (423 amino acids)
Biological process (GO): protein phosphorylation
Molecular function (GO): protein kinase activity; ATP binding
Source: RefSeq, a predicted model, not a curated record